This is a messenger RNA of Camellia sinensis, 992 nucleotides long. RefSeq lists its product as uncharacterized. Lineage: Eukaryota; Viridiplantae; Streptophyta; Magnoliopsida; Ericales; Theaceae. Gene Ontology annotation, cellular component: transcription factor TFIIH holo complex. Gene Ontology annotation, biological process: regulation of transcription by RNA polymerase II; DNA repair. The record is from RefSeq and is a predicted model, not a curated record.
UAAUAAUAAUAAAAUCAAAUCUCUCUGUAUUUGCUCUAUUUUUACAUACUCACAACAAUGGAUUCUGUAUAAAUAUACUGUGAAAUUGAAGCAGACGAGAAAGCCCCUCUCCCAAUGAUGGUUGCCUCCGGAACCAAUUCCUUCGCCAAGGAGAUGGCCAUCCGCAAGCGGAUUGCCAGCAUAUUUAAUAAAAGAGAAGAGGAUUUCCCAUCAUUGACAGAGUACAAUGAUUACUUGGAGGAAGUGGAAGACAUGAUAUUCAACUUGGUUGAAGGAAUAGAUGUUCCUGCUAUUGAAGAAAAAAUUGCAGAGUACGAGAAAGAAAAUGCUGAACAAAUUAUGAAUGCUCAAGCACGUAAGGCCGAAGAGUAUGCAGCAGCAUUGGCUGCAAGCAAAGGACAGCCUGCACAGGCUGAUGGUGAUAUGAGCAUGAGCCAGAGCUCCCAAGUAGGGGUCGCUGCUGGUGCGUAUGCCCCUGCAGUUGCUGGGGGUGGAAUUGCGCAGCCACGGCCAACAGGCGUGGCUCCACUGCCUAUUCCAAUUGGAUCUAAUCAUGACAUGCAAGGGUAUGAUAUUGAUGAUGAAGAAAUGAUGAAACUUCGAGCAGAGAGAGGUAUAAGGGCAGGAGGAUGGAGCGUCGAAUUGAGCAGGAAACGGGCACUUGAAGAAGCCUUCAGUAGCAUUUGGAUUUGAGUAGAUAUCUGAGCUCAUGUGCUAGUUGGCUUGCUGCUUUACAAGAGGAAGGUGACACAAUUUACUAUCAGAUUUUUAAAUACGAGAGAGAGGGGGAGAGAGAGAGAGAGAGAGAGAGAGAGCAGUUAGUGAUAUCAGUGAAGUGUAAUGACUGUAUGUAUGUUCUGUAUGGUUAUAAUUAUUUAUCAUGUCCUGUUCUGGUUUGGUUCACGCAUUUUUAGCAUUAAUUUUUUUUUCUUUUUUAGAUUUUUUUUACACGAUUAAAAAUGUAUUACAAAUAGAAUUAUCGUUCAUCAUUA